This is a messenger RNA of Acanthoscelides obtectus, 3699 nucleotides long. NCBI's taxonomy places the organism in Eukaryota, Metazoa, Arthropoda, Insecta, Coleoptera, Chrysomelidae. The record is from the annotation of a GenBank genome assembly.
GUUAUGGAAAUUCAUAGCAUCCUGGAUGAAAAUGAAGCGGUUCUAGACUCGAACGGUAGAGUUUGCGAAUUCGCAACAAAUAAGCUGUCCAAGAUUCCGAAAGGUGGGCUGUUCUGCACACAGUGCAAUAUCAAGUUUUCCACGAAGAAAACGCUCAACCACCACUUAAAGUACAAACACAAUCGAACACAACUUGUGUAUAUAUGCCCUGACUGUAAGGAUCCUUUUGCGAAUGCCUGGUGCGUCUAUAGGCAUCUUUUGAAGGUGCACAGAAAGACUUCUCAGCAAAUUAGAAGGUUGAGGCAACAGAUACAUAACAGUGUCGUAAGGAAAGAUCAUUGUCCAAAAAAGAAGAAAGAUAAUGUUACACCCGCAGAUGUUGAAGAACCAGAUGAAGAAAAUCAGUGGAUAACCAACGUAGAAGACUUUCAGAUGUGCGGCGGAUGCGGUAAGCGGUACGAACGCAAGGCGGCGCUUCAAUCGCACGUCACAAUGUGCUUGAAGCGAAUGGCCGUCUGCAACACGAUAAAGGAGAACAAGAAGCGGGAAGAGGAAGCGAAAGGAGGCAAAAUAAAGGACAAGUCCGUCUCGCCUCUCGGUUUUAAGGGCGCCUCUAAAAGAAAGCCGUACCAGCUCAGAACGUACAAGCCGAGACCGUCCGUUUCCGAACAAGGCUGUGACGAGAAUGCUAACAGUGGCGUAGCAGGCGCUGUCUGUUGUGAAGGUGAUACUGAAAGAACUGCUGAGAAGCCAACAACGACUUCUGUAAAUGAAGGCAUUCCAAACAGUACCGCGUUGCAUCCCUUAACAAAUAUAUCCAACGACGCCGGUUUAGAAGAAAAAGACUCGCGUAAUGCUGCUGAAACGUCCGCUUUAGUGGAUGCAAAUGAUGGGAAUCGAGAUGAUGCUAUAUCAACCUUCAGUAAUUGUACGAUUAAGAAUGAAGUUGAAACGCAGGAGUGGGAGGAAAAAACUUCACAAGAUACUUGUAUUCCUUGCGCUGUGAAUACAAAAGCACCAUCAUCAACAGGAUCCGUUGGCAAUACAGAUAAAAUAUCGAAACUCGAAGUAAAUGGUAAUUUCAGAGAUAUCAACAACGUCGUAAUGCGUAUAGAAAGUAGACCAAAUGAAAUUGAGAAUGCUACUAACAGGUCGCCAAAACAAACUACGUCAAGAGAAGCGCCUGUGGAAGAUGCUCGUAGUGCAAGUAAUAUUCAAAAUAGAGAUGCUCCAUCUGACAGUACCAUAUUAGCAACGAUGCUGAACAACCCUAACUGUAUGACAAAGAACAAAACUAUAACAUUAAUUUCAAGCGAGAGUAUGAGCAGCGAUGAAGAAAAGUACGCAUUACCGCUUGAAAGUACGGUGCCGGAAAUAACACAUGAAUUCAACAAAAUAGGAACAGCCAGUGCCAUCGUAACAGAAAAUCGAAAUAAGGAGUUUAUUCGAUACGAUGAUGUGUCUGAAGGCUCCACUGCAACUUCAGGCCACAAGAGCGUCUCUAAUGGCGAUGACGGUUUAGUAGAAUCGUCAAUGAUGACAACAGCGGAAUAUCACUCAAAUGACAUUAAAGAAGAAGAUUACCCAGUGCCAUAUACUACAAAUGAUUCAAAAGACCAAGAAAAUAACAGUAGCAUUAAAGAUGAAGACCUAAAUGACAGCUCGCUACAAUUAGAUGAAAGUCCUGGAGCCGUAGGAUCGCUGCCAUUAAUGGAUAAUCCGAGUAGCCGAAGUAAUUACAGAUUAGUGUCGUGGGAUAACGAGACAGUUAUUGGAAAUAAUGAUGUGACCACAUUGUUUUCAAACCACGUUGAUUGUUCUCAGGUAGAAACGAAUAAUUUUAGUAGCAACGAUAGAGCCAAGUAUUAUAGUAACGCACUUGCAGUGGAAAAUAACGGAAUGCACAUAUUCAUGCUAGAUCAGAUCAACUCAUGCGGAACCUUAAAUUCAACACCAGAAUCGUCUGCUAAAAUAAAAGUACGUCGUAUAGUAGAUAUGUUGGAUAACAACGCUGAAAGGAAGGCUGAUCGUACCGAUAAUUGCAAUCUACCAGAAAAACUUAGUUUAGCAGUAGAUCCAUCGAAUUCUGCUUCAUGUUUGACGAUAAAAAGUGAGUCGAGCGUAAUCAGUAUCAGUAGUGACAGUAGCGGUAUCGAAAAUCAAAGUAUCAGGGUUCGGAAACGUACAACCGCACGAAAGCUGAGCAGAGAUAGACUCGGGAGGUUUUCUAGUGAUUCUCAACGUGUGCUUCAAAAACACAAAUCUACCAAAAACAAUGGAAAACGUACUGAAAGUCCAGCAGCAGCGGAAUGUAGAAAAAUCGACAACGAGAAGAACUCUGAUCAGGCUGGUGGUAAAUAUCAAGAAAUUAAUAGUGUUUCUUCAAAAAAGAACGAACGGCCUUCCGUGAUUUCCAACGAAUGCAUUGUGAAUUUACAAAAGAUGGAUGAAACCGACAGAUCGAUCGGCGGAGACUCCGAUGGAAGAGGCAGUUCUCCAGAAUUGCGAGGAUUCUCGCAAGAAGAAUCUGAUUCGUUGAAAUCCGUGAACAGUUUUAUCCAGGUAGUUUCCAGAGACUGUACUGAACACGGCCGAGAGCCGAAUACGAACAACAAACAAAAAUUCACUAAAACGUCGCCGAAAGCUGAUAAAAAAGAAUCGUGCAGAACAAGCGGUUCCCCGAGAAGAAGUUGCGAAACAAAAAAGGAUAAAAAUAAAUCGCCCAAAACGAGAAAUAUUUCUAAUCUCAUCGACGAUCGGUGUAUGGAAGGUGAAUCAGCUCGAAAAACACUCGCUAGAAAGGAUACGAAGCGGGAAGAAAUGCUGUCGGAUGAGCAGCGGUCCAAAAAAGAGAGAAAAAUGGGUUCAGAUCAGCAGCAACAAGGAUUAAAACGAAAGCACUCUGAAGUGGCUGCUCCGUAUCAUGGAGAACAGAAACAGGAAUUACACCAUGCAGACCUAUCCCAGAAGGCAUCAUCGUACAUGGACGUCCAUCUCUUGCAGUGCAAGGCGUGCCAGAAGACAUUUCCCAAGCUGACGAUGCUUAUGAAUCAUAUGUCGGCGCAUUUCUCCUGGUUUAGGUUUCAAUGCAGUAGCUGUACUUUAGUGACGUAUAGCAAAACGGAUUGUAUAGCUCACGCUGUUGAGCAGCAUGGAGUGUCGCAAGAAUAUCUAUCAAGUAUGGUACUACCGAUUCCAAGUUGGAAAACGUUGCUCAUGUCUCAUGACUUCAGAGAGCUAGAAGAGCAUGAAGAUACUACGGGGAAACACACUGACGAAGUUAUUGUCGGGUACAAUGAAGAACCGGUUUGCAUCGACGACGAUGAAGCUGUUCACAGCGAACCCGUAAAGCUUGAAUUGAUUCCCGAACCUGACAUAGACGUGGAAUUCAGCUACGAUACCCAUCAAGUUGAACUUCCAACGGAGAUAUACUCAUACGAACCUUAUGAACUGCUCAACAAGGUGGACUGCGGUUUCAGCGACAGAACUGUCGAAGUUUGUGGAGAAGAUUCGACUGCGCGAUAUCUCACGGAAUUUGCAAGUGAUACCAGCGACUUUUUCGGUGAUCUUUUCGAUACGCCAGUGAUUAUCCCCGAGCCUUACCUGACCGAAGAUACCAGUCCUGCUACAGGAGAACUCAAAGGUGAGGUCAUAGUCGUUCUCUCUUCACUCUCAUCUGGUACCUUUUUCAGAGUCUAG